UAUAAAAGUCCAGCGAUGGCCACCAAGCGACGACCGCUGCGUCCCAAUUUGGGCGGCAAUUCCGGUGGCCCCUCCUUCGCCGGCGGCGGUAGCUCCAAUAUGAAUUUCAGACCCGGAGGACCCGAUAUCACCCGGGCGGAGGCGCGUGGCACUCGGCCCACGGCUGCUCCAACUAGCAUCCGCGAGAUCCUGGUCAUGGGCGUCAUCCACCUGUGCAAGAAGACCAUAUUUUUCAAUACCGAUCUGAAGGUGGCCCUCUAUUUGGGCAGCCUGUUUGUGAUCUCCGUCAUCGGGGACUUUGUGCCCUUCCCAAAGACCUACUUCGCCCGUUCGGACAACCUGUUCAACCAAUACUUCGUGAAGGUGGGCUGGGGUUGGACCCUGCUCUUCGUAGUGCCCUUCCUGGUGCUCUCCGCCUAUACGAUCACCUGCGGGGAUCAUAAACGGAUGCUGAGGCACCAUUUCCCGCGCAUCGUCAUCGCCACCUUUUUCUGGUUCUUCUGGACGAAGAUGUUUAAUGUGGUGGAGAACUCCUAUGGACGCUGCACUACCAAAGGCUUCCAAAGCAAAUCAAGCUGUUUGAAAGCAGGACAUCUCUGGAAAGGCUUCGACAUAUCCGGUCACGCCUUUAUCUUGAUCCACUCUAGCCUGGUGCUGAUCGAGGAGGCGCGUCCCAUCAUCCGCUGGGAGACCAUCAAGGAGCACAUCCGCAAUGAGCGUCACAAUCGCAGUUCCUCGGAGAAUUCGGGAACAAAUCCUUUGAGGACACUGAAUGAGGAACAAAUGCGCAGCCUGCAGUUCUUGUACAAACGCCUCACGCCCAUUAUCCGAACCCUGUUCAUCGGCAUGGCCGCUCUGCAGCUGCUGUGGGACAUUAUGCUGGUGGGCACCAUGCUGUACUACCAUCGCAUGAUCGAGAAGGUGAUCAGCGGCAUUAUUGCCAUACUCACCUGGUACUUUACCUACCGCUUCUGGUAUCCCACGCCUGGUUUGCUGCCCGAGGCGCCUGGAAAUGGCAGCUUUAGCUAUCAGCGAGAGAUACCCAGCUUCCCUUUUAAGCGUCCCUCGCAUUUAUCAACGGGAGGAGCCGCCGCUGCUACAAGUUCGGGGUCUAAUAGCUCGAGAACGAACCUGAAUGGCAAGGCGGGAACGACGGGCGUGCCGAGGGAUCCGCAGAUGCCCACGUUUAUGGGCAUGCCGCUGUUCACCAGUCCCAAAGCGGCCAGUGCAGCUGCUAAUCUGCUGAUGACCGAGCAGCAAAAGAGGGAAAGGGAGCAACAAACGCUGGAGAGCUGAGCCUUUGCAUAUCAGGAAUUGAUUAUUAGGUGACGGAUUGGAAUUGAUACCAAAUUUUUGUAUAUUCAGCGAUGAAUCAAGAUGAUAUUACUAAGCAGCCGAGGCUCCGACGUUUCUUACCAUGACACCCCAUUACCACCAUCCAUUAGCAUCCUUCAUCAGCCAGCAGCGCGUAGCUUUAAGCGUUCUUAUGUUCGUGUGUUUAUAUGUGCCCAACUUUAACAGUAAAAGGAUUUGUUAACAAA
Drosophila takahashii is the source of this 1541-nucleotide messenger RNA. It is a transcript of the gene Fitm, whose product is annotated as acyl-coenzyme A diphosphatase Fitm. The record is from RefSeq and is a predicted model, not a curated record. Gene Ontology annotation, cellular component: endoplasmic reticulum membrane. Gene Ontology annotation, molecular function: coenzyme A diphosphatase activity. NCBI's taxonomy places the organism in Eukaryota, Metazoa, Arthropoda, Insecta, Diptera, Drosophilidae. Gene Ontology annotation, biological process: phospholipid biosynthetic process; lipid droplet organization; lipid storage.